AUGAGGAAGGAAAUGGACGAACUGAAGAGUGCCAUUAAGGAGAAGACGAACCGAAGCGUAGACAAAAUGGUAAGGGCUACAGAUUCACUCUUCACCGCCGCGGUACUCGAAUGCCCUGUGCCGUCAAAGUUUCGCUUACCUCAACUUGAGCCAUUCGACGAACUAAAAGACCCACAGGAUCACCUUAAUACCUUCAAGACGACUCUAGGGCUUCAACAACCACCUGACGAGAUACUGUGUCGUUCCUUCCCAACAACUCUCAAAGGAGCUGCAAGAGAAUGGUUUACUAAGUUGCCAAACUCGUCCAUAGACAACUUCGAUCAGUUAAGUAGUGCCUUCUUGCACCAUUUCAUAUGGGGGCAACGCCCAACAAGGCCAGUAGACUACUUACUCACCAUAAGACAGGGAGAGAAGGAAACUCUGAGGUCGUAUGUCAAACGAUUCACCCGGGGGACUUUGGAGGUGGACGAAGCUGAUGACAAUGUGCAGUUGACGACCUUCAAAGCAGGGUUGAGGUCCAGAGACCUCGUGGCCUCCCUCGCAAAGAACCCCCCAAAGACGAUGGUGGAGAUGCUCUCGAAGGCACAGAAGUACAUGAAUGUUAAAGAUGCUUUAGCUGCCAUAAAAGAUACCGAGAAGCCAGGAGACAAGGCCAAGAGGGAAGACGACCGUAAGGGGCAAAAGAGAGAUUGA
Quercus lobata is the source of this 693-nucleotide messenger RNA. RefSeq lists its product as uncharacterized. The coding region runs from base 1 to 693 and encodes 230 amino acids. The transcript has a single exon. Lineage: Eukaryota; Viridiplantae; Streptophyta; Magnoliopsida; Fagales; Fagaceae. The record is from RefSeq and is a predicted model, not a curated record.